UUCAUUGUUUCUCCAUAGUCCAUCCCUCCCACUCAUCCUCCCAUUUUCCCCAUUGCUAAUGACUUGUCUUCAUUUUUUUUCUCUUCUUUCUCUUAAUAUUUUCCAAAAUCCCUUUUCUAAAAAUUUGAUUGUCUUCUUUUUUUACCUAUCUUCUUUUUUGUGUCCAUUAAACAAUGAAAAUGGCAUAUUACCAAUCAUCCUUUCCCCUCUGUAGGAAACACCCAUCAUUGCCCCCAACAAUCCUUUUCAACCUUAGAAACCUGAGCUUCUAAGAUAUUCCAUUCUUCCAAUUCCUUUCACUUUUCUUCUCCUUUUUUUUCCCUCAAAAUUCUCCUUUUUUUUUCCCUUAUGCUUCUUCCACUCUCUCUCAAUUUAAAUAUCUCCUCCCUCUUCACAAAUCUCUCUCCCUUCUCACUCCUCCAAUACACUUUUCUUGAUCUUUUUUUUUCCUUCCUUAAAUUUUUUUCAAUUUCCACAAAACUUUAACAACUUAACAAAAAAAAAUGGAUCCUUCAUCAACAAACUCAGUGAAUGGAUUCUACUCAUUUCUAACUAGAGGAAUAGAUGAUCUUGAAAGAGUGUUCUUAACAAACAACUUCAUGUCAAUUCAAUUCCUUCAAAGAACACUUUCACUUCUUCGAUCUUUACACACACAAUUGACCCUUUUGGUUCAAAAGCUUCAUCUACCAGUUGGUGAUAAAUGGCUUGAUGAAUACAUGGAUGAAAGUUCUAAGCUUUGGGAAGCUUGUCAUGUUCUUAAGUCUGGCAUUUCAGGAAUUGAAAAUUAUUACUCUGCUGCUUCAAACAUCACAUCAACUCUUGAUUCUCAUAUUCACAUCACCCCUCAAAUCUCUAGACAGAUAAUAAGAGCAAUAUCAGGUUGUAGAAGAGAAGCAGUUGGGCUAGAAGAAGAGAAUCGUGCUUUAAUGGAAACAAGGAUUCAGCCACUUUCAUUACGUUUUGAUGAAAGAGUUUCAAUUGAAUCAAAACUAAACGGUUUCAACGGUUUCAGAGGUGUUUUAUACGCAAUGAGAAACGUGAGUUCGUUGUUAUUAAUGAUCCUCUUAUACGGUUUGGUCUAUUGUUAUCCAGAAUCAUCGGAUUUGAUCUUCGGAGGGUACGAGGAUUAUGAAUACGAAGGUUGUUUAUUUCUUGGAUCAUCUUUUAUGAUCUCAACAGCAAGAUUACAGCAGCGUGUGGCGGCGGAGAUGGCAGGGAUCAAUGGUGGGCCAGGGAUGUUGUUACAUGAAUUUAGAAGAUCAAAAGUUGUUAUAGAAGAUCUUAGAGGUGAAAUGGAGAGAAAAGGAUCAAUGAUGGAAUGGGAAAAUGAAGUUGCUAUUAGAGAAAGAGUUGAUAAUUUGAGAAGCUCUUUUGGUGUUCUUAGAUCUGGUGCUGAUAAUAUUAUUGCUCAACUUGAUGAUUUCUUUGAUGAGAUUGUUGAAGGAAGGAAGAAGCUUUUGGACUUUUGUAGUCAUAGGUGAAAAAAAAAAAAAAAAAAAGGAAAAAUAAGUCAAUUAUUUAUUAGUAAUGGUGGAAUUGAACUAUUGAAGAAGAAGAAAUAGUUUCCUUGAAAGGAAAGAAAAAAAAAAUGGUAGAGAUUAGAGUAACAUUUGAUGGGGUUGUUGUACCUUCUUCUAUUAACCCCUUUUUUUUUUUACUUAUUAGAAGUUAUCUUUUGUGGUGUUUUGUUUUGUUUUUCACUUUUACCUUGGUUGAAAAACAUGAAAAUUUCAUGCCACUUACCUCAUAGAUCAGUAGAUUAGUUUAACGAGUUGUGUUAUUUAAACAUCAAAAUAUAGACACGCGUAGACACCAAA
This is a messenger RNA of Medicago truncatula (barrel medic), 1817 nucleotides long. RefSeq lists its product as uncharacterized. The transcript has 2 exons. Bases 504 to 1481 code for a protein of 325 amino acids. Lineage: Eukaryota; Viridiplantae; Streptophyta; Magnoliopsida; Fabales; Fabaceae. The record is from RefSeq and is a predicted model, not a curated record.